CAAGAUCAAAAAGAUGCAGCAGGACAUCGUGGAUUUAGCCAAAAAGUUCGAGGAAUUUUAUUGGAAUCACAAUCGACUACAUGCGAUAAAUUACCGAAUAUGCCGAAUAAAAAUAUAAAAAAGGAUGCGCAACUACAAACAACAGCACCACAUCGCGGUUUUAAUGAAAAAGCACGCGAAGUAUUAUUGGAUCGAAAAACACAAGGUACUAUCGAUUAG
Acanthocheilonema viteae is the source of this 219-nucleotide messenger RNA. NCBI's taxonomy places the organism in Eukaryota, Metazoa, Nematoda, Chromadorea, Rhabditida, Onchocercidae. The record is from the annotation of a GenBank genome assembly.